CGCAGUGCACGAAGGACUACAAAGCGACAGAUAACCAACCAAAGAAACACAAUCGGCAGCUAGUGAAUGAUACGGUGGCAAUCACAAACGAAGCGUGUGGAUGUUGAUGUGUCCGGGUGCUACAGGGAUGUAGCUGUGGGCGAAACGGGAGACUGGUUGUGAAAUACAUUGCAUCUGCACCGUGGUGUGUUUUGGCUGGAUGACUGACGGUCGUCUUGGUGUUGUCAUGUGCCGGUGGUUGUGAUCCUCCCAUCAGUAGUAAGCAGAAUGAGAAACUGACUCUUGCCUAUCGGGGGAAACACAGAGCUGCAAGGAGACACCAGUCCAGCCCAGGGUAGUCGACACCUUCCUCUCUCAGAUUUGCUCAUUUCCUGUGCGAAUGCGCUUUAAAUUGAGGAAUGUUCUCAUCGUCACUGUUAUUGUCUUCAUUCUCCCCAUUAUUUGGCUUACGCUGUAUAAUGAGAGAGGUCAUCGUGAGUACGCGGAUGGACUAGAGAAGCGGUUCGCAGACCUGCGGGAUCGCCUGCAGUAUGCGGAAGCCUUAAACCGCCAGAGGGAGGACGACCUCUUCAAUCUCAGGUCCCAGCUCAACUUCCUCCUCAGGUCUAUGGCAGAGAACGCCUCUGCCAGUUCCCAACUUGAGCAGACGUACCCAGGGCUGAACUGCUACUUCCAGAAUCACAGUAAUCCGCACGUGAGCGGCGCUAUACAUCUGCCGGGAAUAUUCAACUACCUGCCUCACCUGGUGGGGCGGCCCAACAGUCUGGUUCCCUCCCACAGUAUUUCACAAGGACGCCAUGGCGUUUCAGUCGUCAUUGGAAUUCCAACAGUUCGUCGAGAAUCUGUGAGUUAUGUGGCGCAAACUAUUGACUCACUAAUCAAGGGUAUGUCACCAGAAGAACAAGAUGAUUGCCUCCUCAUACUUUUUGUGGCAGAGCCCUGGAAUGAUGAGUUUUCAGUUUUUGUCAUGGAACAGAUUAAAAAAGGGUUCCCAGAGGCUGUGACAUCAGGAUUACUAGAGGUGAUUGUACCUCCUCCAGGCUUCUACCCUAACCUGAGCAGUCUGAGGGAAACAUUUGGAGACACGCAGGAACGUGUCAAGUGGCGAUCAAAGCAGAACUUGGAUUAUUCUUUCCUCAUGUUGUAUGCAAGAAGUCGAGGUGUCUAUUAUGUUCAGUUGGAAGAUGAUGUGGUGGCCAAACCUGGAUACCUCACCGUCAUGAAAUCCUUUGCCCACUUGCAGAAAUCAAAUGAUUGGCUCCUCUUAGAGUUUUCUACUUUAGGUUUCAUUGGUAAAAUGUUCAAGUCUGCAGAUCUCCCAUUUGUAGUUGAAUUUUUCCUAAUGUUUUAUGCUGACAAACCAAUUGACUGGUUACUGGAUCAUCUGCUUUGGGUUAAAGUGUGCAAUCCAGAGAAAGAUAAUAAACACUGUACUAGAAUGAAGCAAGCAAUAAAACCUAGGUAUAAGCCAUCACUCUUCCAACACAUCGGGGUGAAGUCUUCUCUCAAGGGCAAAGUUCAAAAGUUGAAGGACAAGGAUUUUGGCAAAAAUGGCCUUGCUCGUGCACACAUGAAUCCUCCAGCGCAGUUGGCAACCACUCUGAAGACAUUUCAAAAGUAUACUCUUCUCAAGGCCUACACUGGCGAAACAUUUUUCUGGGGCUUGGCUCCAGGUGUUGAUGAUGUUGUUGACUUCAAGUUCCAUCCAGCUAUUUUUGUAGAAAGAUUUCUAUUUAGAAGUGGUAAUCCAGAACAUCCUACAGAUAUUUUCCAUGACACUACAGUGGAAGUGCAUCCCGAACACUACCCUGAGGAUAAUAUAGUGGGAUUGCCACUGCUGGAGUUGAAAGAGAGUGUUAAUCAACCAUCAGAGGGUUUUCUAACAGUGGGCCAGUUUGAUGGUGAAGGUUUGGCACAGGGUACCGUGCCUCCAGCGAUAGGACCAGUAGAUGUUGUCCGACUGCAUGUUCAUGUACAGAAUCCAAACUGGGUGAUUUUGAGUGAGAUCAUGAUACAACAGAUAGAAGAGGAAAAAGAAUAGACACAUUUUGCAGUCCAGAGGAUCUGGGUGUGCCAAUGUUUCCAAGGUGCUAGUGGCUGGCAUUUCACUUACACUUAACUUUUGUGCAGAAAGAAGAAAAAGAGUGAAUUUGCUGCUUUCCACACUUUCAUUUUUUAUUGCUUGCAGCUACAGCAGUCCUCUUUGAAGCAGUACAUCACAGCUUGUUUCCAUUCUCCCACCCCUCUCAAUACAUAUGCCAAUUUACAAGCUUUUCAAGGCAACUUGAGAGAAAGGAAUGUACACAGAAAAGGUUCAGAACCACAAAUAAAUAUGUUUUCACAAAACAUAUCCUAAUGCAUGAUCAGGACAUGCUACAAGGGCACCCCCCUUGACUACCACACUUUUAACAAAAUAAUAAAAAAAAGGGGAGGGGGUAGAAAUAAUAGCCUUCCCAUCAUCCCCACCAACAGUCCAAGCAGUUGAAGUAAGGCAGUAAUUAAUCUCGUCACAGCAGUGUCAAAAAAACAAAGGUCAGCAUUCCUGUAUGGAGGGGUGGGAGGAGGCAUAGAGCAUGUCCCAAUAUGCGGGUAGGGGUAGGGUUUUUUUUAAUUUUUUAUACAAAUAAAAAACAGGCACAAGGUCACAGUUGUAUUGACACGCGAGGAUCACAGACGCUGCCACCACCAGUAGAGAAACGUUUUUGUUUGCUGCCUUGGCAGACAUUUUUAUAUUGUCCAAAGCACUUUUGAGCCCUCCUCAUUAACAAGCUUGCUGCUCAACUCUGAAACUCAAAAGUUGGUUUGCAGAAUUCAGUCGGUAUCUUUCGUUAGUCCACAAAACAGGAGUUGCCACCUUGCAAGACAGCCACAAAAGUCUCAGCAUGCAGCUGCUGCACCCAAAUCGUGUCAGCAGAAGAGUUGUCCCUUGCUGCACCAAGUCCGCAGGACUCCUGUCAAACUCUAGUGGGACGUUCUGCCCACAGGCACACUGCUGCCUUCACUGUCGCCUGAGAUGCAGGUAACGACUCUACGCCAACUUCUUGCCUGUGGAACAGUGAAAAUGUUGGUUAGGACACAAGUCUGUUGUUAAUAUGUCUAAUGCAAUUUGCUUUUGUUUUCACAACAUAAAAACAACGCAGUGAUAAUGACUUGUUAACAUUUUAGAUAUGUUGCAAUUGACUUGCUCUUGUUGAAAGUGUCACACUAUGUUGUUAAUGUACACUAUGUGUAAUGCAUUGUAACAAAAUCUAGUCCAAAAUAAUUAAAAAGAUGUAUAAUUACA
This is a messenger RNA of Pomacea canaliculata, 3283 nucleotides long. Its product is annotated as alpha-1,3-mannosyl-glycoprotein 4-beta-N-acetylglucosaminyltransferase B-like. The record is from RefSeq and is a predicted model, not a curated record. Gene Ontology annotation, cellular component: endoplasmic reticulum-Golgi intermediate compartment; endoplasmic reticulum; Golgi stack. Gene Ontology annotation, biological process: protein N-linked glycosylation. NCBI's taxonomy places the organism in Eukaryota, Metazoa, Mollusca, Gastropoda, Architaenioglossa, Ampullariidae. Gene Ontology annotation, molecular function: acetylglucosaminyltransferase activity. Bases 380 to 2041 code for a protein of 553 amino acids. The transcript is spliced from 14 exons.